UAGAAUUUAGCGAACGAAUCGCGACUGGCCGAAUAGAAGCAGUAUCUUUGCGUUAGGCGCGCGCACUACAGUGCGCGGCCAUAGUGAACGAAAAUAGCGGUAGACGUGAGAAUAGACAACAUGCUGCUACUUUUUCGGUUGAGAGGUGCCUGCAGCGACUUCUAGAAGGGGCGUCACUACAGGAGACCAGGUGGGCCCGCCGGCUGGUUGGGCCCACCAGCGCAGAGAGUGUUGCUCAUUGUACGUAAUCAGCACUGAGCAACUAUGGAGCAGUUCGAGUCAUUGCUGACGUGCUGCGUCUGCCUAGACCGGUACAGAAAUCCGAAGCUGUUGCCAUGCCAGCACAGCUUUUGCAUGGAGCCGUGCAUGGACGGCCUUGUCGACUACGUCAGACGACAGGUCAAAUGUCCAGAAUGCCGUGCUGAGCACCGAAUCCCAUACCAAGGAGUCCAGGGAUUCCCAACAAACGUCACUCUCCAGAGAUUUUUGGAGCUUCAUGCCAAUAUUGCUGGAGAACUUCCAGAUCCCACAGCCGGGCAGGUUAUGGAAAGAUGCAAUGUGUGCUCAGAAAAAGCAUACUGUGCACCAUGUGCCCAUUGCGACAAGAAAGUCUGCGAAGACUGCAAGUCAGCACACAUGGAAGUUUUACGUAGAGAAAUUGCAAGAAUUAACAACCAAAUCCGUCGUGGCCUUAACAGGCUUCAAGACAUCCUUGGAGUAGUUGAACGUAACACAACAAACCUUCAGACAAACUGCGGAGCGGUAGCUGGAGAAGUUGAUGAAAUUCACAAAAGACUAGCCAAGGCACUGAAAGAUAGAACCGAUUUCUUAAGAAACGAAGUUGACCGUUACCUAGCAACUGAACUUAGAAACCUCACUAAUUUGAAAGAUAACCUAGAGUUAGAAUUAAGUAAUAUACAAAGUAAUUGUGAUCUCGCCGAUAAAUAUAUGAACGACGAUGUGGAAUGGGAAGAUACAGAAUUAGUAGACACUAAAGAAAUCUUCCUGAAAACAGUCGAGUUCCUAAGAAACUUCGAUUACGAAGCCGGUGAUUAUAACCGUAGAGUACGGUUUAUCAUGACACAUGACCCGAAUCAACUGGUCAUGCACGUCGCUAGCUAUGGUGAGCUAAACAUCACCCAACCUAACGCAUAUUCUUCAGGAAUGCAGCAAAACCAAGGUCUCACAAGGUCUAAGAGUGAUCACCGCUUAGCAUCACAGUUCCGCCAACAGGAAGAGGCUAAAGGUUGGCAAGAAAACGAUGAACCUAUUUUGGGUGGUCGUAAAUUCGGUGAGCGCCGCCCCCCACCUCCUGAAAAGCAUACGAGGGACUAUGGCGCUGCUGAUGAUUACAGCGGUUACGAAUCUGAACAUAGGCCAACUAGAUCUAGGUUCCGUUCUCGUUUUGUCAAGAGUCACUUAGACAAUGACUCUGAUUCAGAACAAACCACUCGUGCCACCAAGGCCGAGCAACAGCAGAAAGAAAAAGAGAAGGUUGCUGAUACUGAAGAUGCUACCAGAGGACCUCUUAGUGGUAUUUUCCGUCUGAGCGAUUGCCCGCGUGUCAUGCAAAGGAUAUUAGAUGUUGACAGCGGUAAGAAGAAAGAAAAAAAAGAACCUCCACCUCCCCCUAAACCAGUUCAGCCCGCACCACAACCUCAGCGCCGCCCGCCACCAGCACAGAGGCAACAAAGCGAAGACGAUGAGAUAACACGUCUCAAAAGACAGAAUAAGGGUGCAGCCUCAUCACAAGAACCCGAACGCGCACCUGCUCGUCCAGCAGAAGAAGAACGCAACGCAGUAAACCGUAAACCACCUACACCGGCGCGGGAGGCGUCCAGUGAUGGUGAAUCCGAUGAAUCUGUUGGAUCUCUACAGCGAAAUCAGCGUAAAAAUGCGCCUGCACCACAAAAGCCGGUAACAACGGCAAGAAGACCGUCAGCCACUGAUGCACCAGCACCACACCGUCCCGCAGCUCGUGCACCUAGCACGGAAUCUAGCGCGUCUACUGAAAGCUCCGGCUCGGCGGUGAAACACACAGGUGCCAUUUUAAGCAUCGCAGAAUUAAAAGCAAAGUAUAGCCCGAACGCGCUUCCAACAACUCCUGGAUCUCGUUUCUCUUCCGCAGGCAACGAGAGAACGGCGCCGGCAGCGACGAACGGUACAGCCGGUGGCGCGCAACGGGUCCAGAGCCGCUUUGUCGGUGCUCAGCGACCCGCACCCGCACCGGCACCCGCCGAGCCGGCUCACGAAGAUUCCGACACGAGCUCCGAGGAAGAAACCGACUCCUCCGAGGAGAGUGACGAGGAGCCUGUAACGCAACGAAAGCCCGAGAGCCAGGCGAUGGCUCGAAGUGACAUUGGUCCACUUCUCGCGCGUAGUACAAAUGCCCGUAAUGACGCCGUCGAAAAUAAGACGAAAGAGACACCAACGCAGUCGCGAUACCGCACGAGACAAACGUCACAGACGGAAGAAGAGCCCGCACCUAGGUACAGCGCUGGAUCCUCAUUUAGUAACAGAUAUGGAAGCAAACCUAGAGAAGAAGAACCACCAUCGUCUUUGGACGAUGAGACUAAAUAUCCAACAGCUAGAUCGAGAUACCUCGCCCUGAAAGAACGCCGCAACCGUCUCGCUAGGAGUAAGAGCAGCCACACCGGCUUCGGUGCUGGAGACGACGACGAUCAGGACGAUCCGGUGUCACCCACGACAGCGUCACCCUCAGCGUACCUUGCGGCUCGAUACGGCUCCGGCACUGGUGGUUCGGAGUUGUCUCGAAGUCGAUCUUCACACGCACUCAAAUCGAGAGAGAGCUCGCCCGAACGGCCUCCCCCCGGUGAAAAAGACGGAGCGGCCCUCAGUUCUUGGGCGAGAUACUUGAAGAGCAAGUACGGAUCGCGAGGCAAGGAUCGCGAACCUACGAGUACAUCGUCGAGCACGUCCCGUCGCCUGUCUCUCGGGCUACCUUUACGCUCGGCAAACGAGCUUGCCAGUUCUGAUGACGAUUCAAAAAACGCGGCAGGCUCCCCCAUCUCCCCUACGGCGGCUACAGCAGCGGUAGCAGGUUUCGCAGCAGCCGGUUCCUCCCCUAGGAGCCAGUACAUGCAGAAACGCCGUUUACAAUUCAGCGUGGGGAGUCGGGGGAGCGAACCCGGAUGCUUUACUUGGCCUCGUGGUAUCGCUGUGGGUCCCGACAACACUAUGGUCGUGGCCGAUUCAUCUAACCACAGAGUGCAGGUGUUCGAUUCCAACGGUAUAUUCGUGAAGGAGUUUGGACAAUACGGCAGCGGUGAAGGCGAAUUUGAUUGCUUAGCUGGAGUCGCUGUCAACAGGAUCGGACAAUAUAUCAUUGCUGAUAGAUAUAAUCAUCGUAUACAAGUAUUUGACCCUCAAGGCCGUUUCCUCAGGGCAUUUGGCAGUCAGGGCACAGGAGACGGCAAGUUCAACUACCCAUGGGGCAUCACUACGGACGCGCUCGGAUUUAUAUACGUCUGUGACAAGGAAAACCAUAGAGUACAGGUGUUCCAAUCCGAUGGCACGUUCGUUGGCAAGUUCGGGUCCUUCGGGUCCAAACUUGGUCAGUUAGAGCACCCCCACUACAUCGCCGUGUCCAGUACAAACAGGGUCCUUGUGUCUGACUCCAACAAUCAUAGGAUACAGGUCUUCGAUGUCAAUGGAAGGGUCCUCUCGUCGUUUGGCGAAGAAGGGUCUGAAGAUGGACAGUUUAAGUUCCCAAGGGGUGUAGCAGUAGACGAUCAAGGCUACAUCGUGGUAGCUGACUCCGGCAAUAACCGUAUCCAGAUCUUCCACCCUGACGGCAACUUCCUCAGAGCCUUCGGGUCUUGGGGCUCUGGUGAUGGGGAGUUCAAGGGUCUGGAAGGCAUUGCUGUCAUGUCUGGUGGCAAUAUCAUUGUUUGUGACCGGGAGAAUCAUAGGGUGCAAGUAUUUUAAGAUCGACAGCUUUAACCAACAAAUAUAUUCUGUAUUGAAAAUACAUACUUGUAUACCACGCGAUGAUAUUUUCUAUUCAAAUUAUUUCAUAAUGUAAAAACAUAUUUUUUAUUCAAAAUAAACAAGCUUUCUUCAAAAUUGUCAGUUUCAAUUGUUUGGAUUUUCUAACAACAAUUUAAACUUAACAAAAAUAAUUUAUUUACAAAAACAAAUAAUAGGUCUCAAAUUGUACAAAUAAAAUAAAAAUGGAAUUACAAAAUAUUUACACAAGGACUUCGCCUAAUCGAAUUGAAAGAUUGAAAAAACAACUGGAUUGAUAGAAUCAUUUCACUUUUUUCAUUUGAUCCAAAUCUUGAAUAUCCGAAGAUCAGUCAAUCAGUGUCUUGAAUGUUAUCAAUUGAAAAGACAAAUGGGGUAUCGAAAGACAAAGUGAUUUUUCUUAGGCUGGAUCGCUAACUUUCGAUUAAAGAAAAAACAGAAGUUACAUCCUAAAGAAACCUAAUUAUUCUUUCAAGUUUCUUGAAACACAUGACAAAUAAUAUUUCGUGAUAAAUGGGUGUAUAUUCCGAUAAUAAUAUUCAAUGAGUCUUUAUCUUAUUAAAAUGGUGAAAAUAAUACUAAAGUUUCUUCAAAUAAAUCGAAUUACAAAGCAUGGUAAUACUCACUUUUAUAUUAUUCUCAAUCCAGGUUGAGUCCGCAAUGAUAAUACAAAGUUAUUGUUCUCAAAUGCAUUAUUUCUUUCUUUCAAUCCAUUACGUUAAACGCGAAAAUAAUCAUAAAAUCCGAUACAUCAAUCUUAUUCAAAACGAAACUAAAUAUUAUUAAGUUCGAACAAAAAUUAAAAAAAGCAUUUAAAAUAAUAAUUGUUAACUUAAAAAUGUUUUUGAAUAAAAUACACUUAAGCAUUUAUGAGAUUGAGUUGGAUUUGUUUUAUUCAAAUAAGUUAAUGAAGUUUUAAAUAAAUAUAUAUAUUAUUCAAAUAAAUGAGAAAUGUAAAUAUAAAAUACUAGACUUGAACUGAACGGUAGGUAAUAUAAAAUAUACCAAAAAAAUGUUGCCAUAUUCAUGUAGCUUUUAGUAAAUUGUUUGCUUAUUUUACUAGUCGAUUUUAAAUAAAUGUAUUGUAUUUGUCUUAUUAUACAUUUAAUGUGACUUCAAGUCGCAAAUAGUCAUUAUAAUAUAAUAUAAUAUAAAUGAUAAAUAAAUAAAUAAAUACAAUAAAAUAAAAUUCAAUUUUUACAGAAAAAUAAAAUAAUACGUUAUUAUGUAUUCAAUCAUAGAACCGAUUUCUGUAUUGAAAUGUGAAGUAGGUUUUUACAAUAAAUUUAUAUUUGAAUAGUGCCUUCGCCUAGUCCUAGUCGUAAAUAAUUUUCCUACGAAAUGUAAUGCUUACGAAAUAAGGUAUCCGAAAUAAUAAAUUCGUGCCAAAAAAAGAAAUGUUUUUGGGAUAGGGACAUGGUUACAGCAGGCGCGAUUUUCACUAUUAUAUCCGUCACUUCAAACAAAUUGAAAAAAAAAAUAACAAUAUUUCCAGCGUCGGGUAAGCAAAUAAAAAACUCAAAAUCACCCUUUUCGGUCAUAUUUUUAAUUAAAAUUUUGAACACACCCUUCAAACCAUAUUUUUCAUCAUAGUCAUUUUUCACCUAGGUCGCUUAUCCCAGCCCGCUAUAUCAUUUAAAAAAUCGCUCCCGCUUUAUGUGUCCCUAUCCUUAUUAUUUCGUGCCGAUACGAGAAAAUGAAAUGCGAUUAUAUAUGUAUACAAGCGAGAUAUAUUUUGUACAUUUGUCAUAAGUUUCUGUCAUAUGAAAUACUUUAGUUUGUUGCUUAUAUAGUUUUUGAUCUUGCGGUUUCAGUAUGUCACUGAAUUUCCUUUUUCUUAAUUUUUUUUUUGUGAACAUAAAAUAUUUUUUUCAAAUUAGCCAAAUUAAAAUUGUUUUGUAGUUGAAUUGUUUCUAUGUUAAAAACUUUAUUUGAACUUAUAAAGAAUUGUAUGCCCUUGUAAUUCGUUAAAGAUCUAAUUAAUUUUCUGUUAAUACUUGCAUUAUUUAUUUCAAUUCGCAUAGUGUUUACAAAUUAAACAAAUAAAUGAAUUUCAUUGUAUUGGUACGAAAUAAUUCAAAUAAAUUAAAUCCAAUUUAUAUUUAUAAAAAUGUAAAAAUAUAUACAUUACUAUUUAAUUCAAAUUGUUAUUAACAAUUGCACAGCUUUGCUUAUGAUUUUUUUAAUAAAAAUAUAUUUAAAUAAAAUAUUUUGUGUACAUACCACAUGUACUUGAUAGAUUUAAGAACAAUGUUAAAGAGGACUUUUUGUAUGGUUUUGAAGUUUAAAUAAACAUGAUUUGUUACUGAAA
Helicoverpa zea (corn earworm) is the source of this 6298-nucleotide messenger RNA. RefSeq names its product RING finger protein nhl-1 (gene tn). Bases 265 to 3948 code for a protein of 1227 amino acids. The transcript is spliced from 12 exons. The record is from RefSeq and is a predicted model, not a curated record. Gene Ontology annotation, molecular function: ubiquitin protein ligase activity; translation repressor activity; metal ion binding. Lineage: Eukaryota; Metazoa; Arthropoda; Insecta; Lepidoptera; Noctuidae. Gene Ontology annotation, biological process: negative regulation of translation; protein polyubiquitination; proteasome-mediated ubiquitin-dependent protein catabolic process.